Molecule: messenger RNA, 997 nt
Organism: Suillus discolor
Lineage: Eukaryota; Fungi; Basidiomycota; Agaricomycetes; Boletales; Suillaceae
Product: kinase-like domain-containing protein
Exons: 6
Coding region: 1-768 (255 amino acids)
Biological process (GO): protein phosphorylation
Molecular function (GO): protein kinase activity; ATP binding
Source: RefSeq, a predicted model, not a curated record
AUGAUUCUACCUUUCUUGUCCUACUGCAGGUCUUGGUUAGAGAAUGUCAGGAGGAAGCUGUUGUGGUGGAGAAGCAGCUCGUCUGUUAUGAUAGCCACCACUAGUGGGAUGGACCCCGACAACGAUCUGCCCGACCUUACGGGAUUCGUAUCCAAGGACUCGGCGCCUCAUCCAAUAGCGCACGGUAGUUUCGGGGAUGUGUGGAAAUGCACCUAUAUCGCACCCAACCGUCCAGGCCUGGAGGUAGCAGUCAAAUCUAUAAGGAUCGAUGUCGCAGGUGACGAAUUCAGGGUCAGAGUGACUCAAAGACUCUUGGGUGAUUUUCGUGCACGGAAGCAACUGCAUCACGAAAAUCUUUUGCCUCUGCUCGGUUUCAGUCAUGAAUUUGGACUACUUCCAGCGAUGGUUUCCCCCUGGAUACACAACGGCUCGCUCACCACAUAUAUUGAACACCAUUUCACGGAAAUGACCAUGGAACAAAAGCUUCGGAUUGUGAGUGGUAUCUCAGAAGUGCUGGGGGUUGUCCACGGCGACCUUACCGCCAACAACAUUCUGAUAGAUUCAGACCACAAUGCCCACGUAGCAGACCAUGGAAUUCUCACAAUGUGUUCUGAGCUCUCGGGGACUUCAUACAUCAGAAGCAACGUGCGGUGGGCUGCGCCAGAGCUAUUCGAGGUGUCCGAGAACGAAGAGUCAUUGACUCCACAAUCAGCCAGCGAUAUUUAUUCCUUGGGAUGCAUCAUGCUUCAGGUUCGAGACGUUCCCUAGUGGCUGCGUUAAUUUGCGACUAAAGAUUCCAUAGGUUAUGACAGGCAGACCACCCUAUGCAGAUGUGCGAAGCGAUCAUCAAGUCAUUGUCCUGAUACUGAAGGGUAAGAAGCCUACAAAACCAUCAAGUCCGCACGACGCAGGUUCUUUCUGGGAUUUCAUUGAGAGAUGCUGGGGUGAUAUAGGACAUCGCCCUUCUGCCGUCGAUGUUCUGAACUUCCUAGGAUCA